Corylus avellana is the source of this 1038-nucleotide messenger RNA. RefSeq lists its product as uncharacterized. Lineage: Eukaryota; Viridiplantae; Streptophyta; Magnoliopsida; Fagales; Betulaceae. The record is from RefSeq and is a predicted model, not a curated record.
AUGAGGUCAAAUCGGAAAACUCCCAAGAAAUUGGAAGAAAAGAAGAGGAAAGAUCACUUGGGGUUUGACGCCCCAAAGCACUUCAAGAAGAAGUUUAACAAUCACAAUUUCACUCCACUUAAUGCCAACAUUUCCAAGGUCUUGAUGGAGAUCAAGAAAGAUUUGAAAUAUCGAAGACCUCCCGGGGCACCACAAAAUCAGAUUUCAAAUCGCUAUUGCGAGUUCUAUGAGGUCAAUGGGCAUUACACAGAAGGUUGCAUUGCCUUGACUCUAAGUAGGUAUCCUCGGGAGGAGAGAGCGAGAUGGGAGGAGCCUAGAGGAAGGCCAGCUCGCCUAAUCCAUGAACCCCAGAACAAAGCUAACAUCCCAGAAAUCCACACCAUAAUUGGUGGAUUCCCCGGAGGGGGAGAGUCAGGAAGGGCAAGGAAGGCCUACGCCCAUCAAUUGGAAAGCUCUCAUGAAGUCUACACUAUAGGAAGACCCAUGAAGCAGUCCCGAAGGAGUGAGAUGAUAAUUGGAUUCUCGGAUGCAGAUUACGUGGAUAUAUUGCACCCAAACACAGACACUUUGGUUGUCACCCUAACAGUGGCAAAUCAUAAUGUCCAUCACAUCCUGGUGGAUAACAGGAGCUCGGUAGACAUCCUAUAUUGGUAUGCAUUUAAAAAUCUAAAUCUGGGACAGGAGAAAAUCAUCCCAACUAGCUGCCCCUUGAUGGGAUUCACAGGGGAACAAUUUCAAUUGGUCGAAUCAAUCGAGCUACUGGUCAUAGCCGGAUCAUACCCGAGGCAGGUGAUGGUGAUGGUACGUUUUCUGUUGGUCAACCGACCAUCCGCCUACAAUGCUAUUAUCGGGAGAACGACUCUUAAUAAACUAAGAGCCAUCACGUCAACUCCGCAUCUCAAGAUGAAAUUCCCAAUGGAUCAUGGAGUUGGAGAAGUAAGGGGCGAUCAACGAGCUGCUCGACAAUGCUACAACAUCUCUAUGAAAGAAUGCCCGAGGACUCUGGCCCCUAGGAGCACAAGUAAGGAGGAAAGAUAG